AUGGCUCAAGCUGUACUUGUCGUCGUUUGUGUGCUGUUUUCAUGGGAAACACAAGGGUCCAGUGCUGUUACAACUGUGUUUGUGCAGAAAGGGAAGAAUUUACAUCUGGAUGUUAACAAACCUGUUGUUCUAGGAGAAGACACUGGUUUUAGGUGGACAUACAAUAAUAGUCACAAUGUUGUGAGACUACUUCCUAAUAAAAGAAAAAAAAUAAGUGACAGUUAUGCAGGAAGGGUUGAGUUUUCUGUACAAAAUCACUCUUUGCUUUUGAAGAAUGUGCAACAUGGUGACAGUGGAGAUUACACUGCACUCAUAAUUGGGGACAACAUCCAACGUGUAACAGAAUACAAGGUCAUAAUUCAAGAUCCAGUGUCUCCAGUUCAGCUGUCAGUGAACGUGUCUAACAGCAGAGAGUCCUGUAACUUCACUGUGAGCUGCAGUACAGAGGACUCUCUCAUCAACAGCACUUUUAGAUGUGACACCCACAUCUGCAAUCAGGAAGGAGGAGAGCAGUCAGAGGUCACAACCUCUGGUUCUUCUCUCCGUGUCUACCUGUUCAAUGACUCCAUCAUCUGUAACCAUAGCAACCAGGUCAGCUGGACCAGAGACAUGAAGGAGAUUCAGCCUCUCUGCUCUCUAAAUGGUGGUACUAAUCUGGGCAUACCAAUUGGCAUUGGGAUCGGGGCUGCAGUUCUCGUUUGCCUUUUCCUUGUCUGCCUAAUCAUAUUAAACGUCAGAACAAGGAGGUGAAGUUACAUGCCAAGGCUUGCUGGAUUCUACGUCCCAAUCAGCCCUCAGAGUGGUCUUCAAACAUAUUGCUUAGAAACCUUUUGCUACUGAAACAGCUGCACAUAUCUCAUGUUCCAAUACAAAUGCCGAACACAAAUAAUUGUAUUCAGCAUUAAAUUUAGGUUUAUUUCUUUAAAAAAGUAAUUUUAAAAACAUGCUGUUGUCAAAGGCACAACCCACCAGAGCUUGAAUCCUUUAUGGACAGUAUUUGAUGUUAAAAUGUGGAAGAAUGAAUUGAACUUAUAUAAAGUGUAUUCACUAGAUGCCACUAAAUCCUACACAUUUAAAUAAAGCAAAGCAAAUCAUUAAAAUAAAAAAAGCUUUUUUUUUGUUUUUGCAAUAUAUAAAAUGAUUAAAAAGUGAUUUAUGUUUUUCCCCGAUUAUUAAAAAUCUGUCCUGUGUGGUAUUUUUGUUCUUUGUGUAAAUGUGGGUGUUGUCCAGACUUUUGAGUUUCAUUCAGUCAUACAUUUUAUUUGUAACGCA
This is a messenger RNA of Scomber scombrus (Atlantic mackerel), 1272 nucleotides long. RefSeq lists its product as uncharacterized. Bases 1 to 750 code for a protein of 249 amino acids. The transcript is spliced from 6 exons. The record is from RefSeq and is a predicted model, not a curated record. Lineage: Eukaryota; Metazoa; Chordata; Actinopteri; Scombriformes; Scombridae.